AUCAGUUGUCAAAAUUCGUCAAUAUGUCAAUGUCGGAAUUCUAAAAGAAUUUUUGUUAUCAAAUGUUAACAUAUUUGUAAUUAUAUUUUUUUUACUAAUUCACCAUUAAUAGAACGAAGUAAGUCAAACAAUGGGAGUAAUUAGGAAAACAUUAAACUGGUAUGCCAAAUUGAGUCCUAGUCGUGGUAAAACAUCUCCUCCUUUCGAGCAUGUAGUUCAAAUUGGAGAUCCUAGGUUACGUAAAAUAUCAGAGCCGGUACCGAUAGAUAAAAUAAAAACUAGUGAAGUACAAAAAGUUAUAAAAACACUGGAAUAUGUUACUAACAAGUACGGUAGUGUUGGUAUGUCGGCGCCGCAAAUCGGCGUCAAUAUGAGAGUAUUUGUAAUGAGACUAACAGCACAACAAUUGUCAUCAUUUCCUGCAGAAACUGUUAAAUUUAGGGGUAUAACCAUAGUACCGUUGACUACUUUUGUAAAUCCUACACUGAAAGUGGUUGACUAUAUUAAAGUGGUACAGCCAGAAGGCUGUGAAAGUGUCAGAUCUUUCACUGCGGAAGUUGCAAGAUAUAAAAAAGUCCAGAUUACAGGCUUUGAUGAGAAUGGUGAACCGUUACAAAGGAUCUACACAGACUGGGCGGCGAGGAUAGCUCAGCAUGAGAUGGACCACUUGGAUGGGAAGUUGUACACAGACAUCAUGGACAGAAAGACAAUGUGUUGUGCAUGCUGGGAGGAGGUCAACUUGUCCAAAGGAAAAGUUGCUAUACCUUUUGCUCCUGAAUAAAUAACCAGAAACAAUUGUUCAAUAUUUCAAUUUAAAACCUACUAAAGAAUGUUUAAUAUACUACUGAGUCAUCAUGGAUACUUUUGAUAAAAGGAAUAUGGGAAUGGGAAGUGCAUUUGUCAGAGGAGAGGAUGUACAGAUAGUUAAUAUUACUCCUAAGGUUGCAUAAAAAGGGAAAAUAUAUUCUAUCUGUACCUUGUUUCGCUCUUGCCAAAACAUGGUUUAAAAAAUAAAAGUGUCAUAUUCAAGCAAGGAUAUUAUAUUUAUUAUGCCUUAUAACAGCUAUAUGUGUUUCAUUAGAAAUGCACAUUGUAACAUGA
Molecule: messenger RNA, 1101 nt
Organism: Papilio polytes (common Mormon)
Lineage: Eukaryota; Metazoa; Arthropoda; Insecta; Lepidoptera; Papilionidae
Product: peptide deformylase, mitochondrial-like
Exons: 3
Coding region: 131-781 (216 amino acids)
Biological process (GO): N-terminal protein amino acid modification; peptidyl-methionine modification
Cellular component (GO): mitochondrion
Molecular function (GO): peptide deformylase activity
Source: RefSeq, a predicted model, not a curated record